This is a messenger RNA of Apaloderma vittatum (bar-tailed trogon), 555 nucleotides long. It is a transcript of the gene ANKRD66, whose product is annotated as ankyrin repeat domain 66. The record is from RefSeq and is a predicted model, not a curated record. NCBI's taxonomy places the organism in Eukaryota, Metazoa, Chordata, Aves, Trogoniformes, Trogonidae. Gene Ontology annotation, molecular function: protein binding.
AUGACUGAGCUCCAUGAAGCCAUGGCUUUGAGGGACUACGACCUGGUGGAUAAGAUUUUGAGGACAAGGCGCUGUGACCCAAAUCACAAGGAUGUUGAUUGGCAUGACAGGACUCCGCUGCACUGGGCUGCUGCAAAAGGAAAAUCAGAACUGGUCAAGCUCCUCGUGGAUCACGAGACAUUGGCUUGACAUUGCCUGCGGAGUGAUGUGGGCUGGACCCCGGCUCACUUUGCGGCUAAGUCAGGGAGUCUGGGGUUGCUUCAUAGCCUUCAUUCCCUGCACGCUGCCAUGGAUGUGGUCAGCCUCUUCGGUGACACUCCCAAGAGGCUGGUGGAAAUCUACGGCCACCAAGAAUGCCUCAGGUUCUUAGAAGUAGCAGAGGUGGAGAGCAGAAACUAUCGCAGGACAGCUGCAGUGCAAGGGAUCCCCUUAGACCAGCAAGAUGAAGAUUGGGAACUCAAGAAAGAAGAACUUGAGCGAAACCUAUCGUCUUCCUGGGAGAACUGCACAUCCUGCUCUCUAAAGAAAAAUCGGAAAAAACAAGGGAAGCAGUAG